This is a messenger RNA of Trypanosoma conorhini, 3405 nucleotides long. RefSeq names its product regulator of chromosome condensation. The transcript has a single exon. Lineage: Eukaryota; Euglenozoa; Kinetoplastea; Trypanosomatida; Trypanosomatidae. Bases 1 to 3405 code for a protein of 1134 amino acids. The record is from RefSeq and is a predicted model, not a curated record.
AUGCAAUCAUGCGUUGAUCAACUACUGGGAGGGGAUAACUCGGUGCUUCCGCAAAUACUGCGCGGUGUGAGGGAGCUGCAGCCCCUCGCCUCCCCCGCUUCUUCUUCGCUGGCUCCGUGGGAGAAGGACCUCUACCGGCACCUCGUCCGUCUUCUCCUGGUCGCGGGCAAGUGCACACGACGUGACACACACGACACCGCGCCAGGCUUGACACUUGAACACGGUGUGCUGGCCCAACUCAUCCUCUGCGCCGCCAUGUUGCGCGGAGGGAGUACCGCCGACGAGGCCUGCCGCGUCCUGCACGACGUGGGUGUUAGCGGCUGCCGCGAGAUGCGUCUUGAUCGCUACCUCGAUGCCUCAGCGGAGAUGUUGCCACACAUCUUGCCGUUUAUCUCCGUUUUGACGAAACUCUUCCACGUUCCUGCGUCGGAUAUUUUGCCUCAGCGCGAGAGCGUCCAACGCGCGGGCCGCGCCCAGACAUCCUCGUCAGCACCAACUGCGCAGCCUGGGCUGGCGGGCGCCAACCACCCACGGUCAUUGGCGGGUGGGGAAGAGCACAGCAAUGCCCGCCAGCGUCGUUGGCGCGACUUGCCGGAGCAGCCAUCGUUUGUGCCGUUUCGCCAAAAUCCACUGUAUAACGCCAGUGAGAAGAAUUUGUGGAUGCUGCCGCAGUUCCCUACCCCUGUUCUUGCCUUUGCACAGAAGUUUGGUAUUGGCUGUGACCCGAAGUUGCCCGAGUUGGGCGUUCGUCUGGCCCCCGCCGCGUUGCUGGGCCAAGAGGCUCCUGAGGCGCCGCGUCUCUCGGUUCAUUCCACCCUUCCGAUUGCCUCUCGUCGUUUCUUGGAGGCCAGAAACUAUGAGAAGCAGUGGGAGCCGUUGUUUUCACGGUAUCUCUCCAAAGGAUUGUUGCUCAAGUGGGGCACCGUGCUUGUCUCGCGGGGCCGCACGAGCUCGACAACAAGCGUGAACCCCGAGCGUACUUCAACGGCCUCUGAUGUGGUCUUUUCACCACCCAUUGCCUUGGUGCCUCCCAUUCCGGUGGUUGCUAUGAGCUGUGGCGCGAAUUCCUAUUACGUGGUGACGCUGGACAAUAAGCUCUACGCCGGUGGGAGCAAUGAGCAUGGACAAAUAGGGUGUGACCGGUCCAAGGAUGUCCCCGUUCUCUUUCCGCAUGUUCACGGUGACGGCCGGCAACGCUUCUACUCUGUGCCAAUUCGUCCAGGGGACCAAAUUGGAAGAAUUGAGGCUGGGUCGGACUUUGUUCUGAUGAUUGUUUUUGAAACAAGUCGGAUGUACAUUUGGGGGCGGAAUGAUUGUGGCCAGUGCUUACUACCAACCCCGAGUAUGCUCCCGAGUCCAGUCACAAUGGAUUUUCCCGAGCGUUGUGGGAGGAUCAAAGAGGUGGCAUGCGGAAGUGUUUCGGCCACGGUGGCGUUCUCAUCUGGCAUGGUGGGGAGUUGGGGUGCAGCCUCCAUGCUUGGGACAAUCGCGCCGCCUGAGCACCUUCGUGAGACAGAUACAGAGCCGCGAAUACAGUGUUCAAAGCACGUGAUAGGUUUCAAUCAUAUUCCAGAAGAAAUUGUGGCGUUGCGGGCAGGUUCUUAUCACCAUCUUGCCAUCACAGCCGCCGGACAUGUGUAUUCGUGGGGCAUGGAUCGCAGUGGUUGUCUGGGGAACGGCCCCGGACACAGUGGUGGCAAAAUAUGCCUUAUUGACUCCUUGAUAGAACAUGUGGUUAUCGACGCUAGCUGUGGAUCAUUUCACUCUGCGGUGCUCACCAAGGAGGGAAUUGUGCUUGUUUUUGGAGAAAACAACUGCCAUCAGCUGGGGAUUAGCGGUGAGGCACCCCGUACAACCCCGGUGCAUCUUCCUUUGCCAAAGCGUGCCAUAGCAGUUUCCGGUGGACGGGAGCACACCUGUGUGCUGUUGGAGGAUGGCGAUCUCAUGUCAUGUGGGACACUUCGCUCCUGUGGCAUGGACUUGGGCUCUGGAGCACGGUUUAUUACCCCCCAACGAAUCUUCCGCGGCUACCUUGUCCUGUCCAUGGCAAGUAAGGCAACCCACGGCAUGGCGCUGGGCCUCCGUCGGUUGCUCUCUCUUCACCCUGUGGGGUUGUCAGCGGAAAUUUUGCCCAAGGGUGAACUAAUGCGAAUAAAUCAAGUUAUCCUACAACAAGGUGUCUGCGCUGUGGCGGUAGGAAAUGGGUUUCUGCUCAUCGUCACAGAGGCGGGGGAGGUGCACGCAAUUGGUCAAUCGCAGCGAGGCCAGUUGGGGACGGGAGACGUGACGACGGCUGCCUGCGCCAACACCUUUACGAAGGUUGCCCUACCCGAGCAGGUGGUGUUGGUCGGACUUGACUGUGGUGCCGAUUACGUCAUUGGCAUCGGCAGUCGCUGUGGUGUGUAUAGCUGGGGAUGGAACUCGCAUGGGCAACUUGGGCACGGUGACUCUGUGCCGCUUCAUGAAUCCGUUUUCACUCCAAGAGAGAUUGCGGCGUUGCGCUCGAGGCAGGUUGUUCAGGUGGCAUGUGGUGGCACAUUCGCCGUGGCCCUCACACAUGACGGUGAGGUUUACACCUGGGGAGAAGCUCUCUACUGUGGCCACGGCGAUGUCGAACCCCCGUGCGUAACGACCCCGCGGCUUCUUGAAGUGCUGAGCGACGUUGUCGCGGUGGCGGCGGGUGUCUCACACACCGUGGCGCUUACCUGCAACCAUCGAAUCUAUGCCUGGGGAAAAGGUCCACUGGGGGACGGAGGCUCAUUCAGUACGGUUGCGUCCACCCCCGUGGCGUUGGUGUUUGCCCACGGCGUGCGGCAGCUGGGGUGUGGGCCGUUCAACACCUUCGCAAUCACCGACGUUGGGGACCUCUUCGUCUGGGGCUCGAACGCCAAUGGGCAGUGCGGCGUGCCGCAGCGUGGCGAUUCCCACCCACCCCUGACGAGCGGCUCUGGCUCCCUCGCUCCGCGGAGUCGGGGGCGGCAGCGAGCGUCGUCGUCCUCCUCGUCCUCCUCGUCGGAGGUGUUGUUUCCGACGCGGGUGGCCUCGGAGGUGCGUGACGCCGCGUUUGGUGCGUUGUGCGGCGUCGUCAUCAAAGAGGACGGCAGCGGCGCGGUCGCCGGCGAGGUGCACCAGGCGGACAGGACGAUGUGCUUCCAGAGAUUUACCCCGCAGCGGCUGUCGGCGGUGCCGCGAGACAAGAGCCGCGCCGGCGACCCGCCCGCGUUUGUGGAGGGCGAUUCCGCGCAGGUGUGCCUCUCUCGCUGCUUCCGCGGCGGCGACGGGGUGCUCGCCGUGCUGGAGUGGGGCCGCCCAGGCGCGGCGCAGGUGGCGAGGGCCAUUAGCAACUUGAAGACGUGUUUCCAGUCCCCCGAGAAGGCGAACUGCGGCGUGCAGCGGGAGGGAUAG